Messenger RNA from Auanema sp. JU1783, 543 nucleotides. Lineage: Eukaryota; Metazoa; Nematoda; Chromadorea; Rhabditida; Rhabditidae. The record is from the annotation of a GenBank genome assembly.
AUGAUUCUACCGGGAGAAACAUACCCAGCUAUUGAUAUAUUCAAAUUAAUUAAAUUUCUUAUAUAUAAGGCAGAAAACAAACAAAUUUCUAUUGGCGACUUUGUGAUUAUUGAUGUGAACGAUAAACCUGAAUAUGACAAAGAACAUAUAAUUUCUGCCCAACAUUAUGAUCGUCGUUUAUUAUCUCGCAAUCAUUUUGAUACGGACACUAUUGCUCAAGGAAGGAAUGGCGGUAAAGCUCUAAUCAUUUAUGGAAUAGGAUCAGGGAGCACUACUGCUGCUUUAAUUCAAAGAGGGUAUAAUGCUAUCCAACUUCAAGGAUCUACGUCGCUGUUCAAAGAGGUUCUACCAAAUGGGUUUCUGUUUCCUCGACACGAGCAUUUUGAUGUUCAAGCUUUGAAAUCUGUGUUGGAGAAAAAGAGAAAUGAGCCACGAGGGGAACGUUUGUGGCGAAGUACAUCAGCAACCAGGUUGAAAAGUUCUCAAGACCAAUCUCGAAUAAGACAAUCUACUCCUAAGCCCGUUCGUAUACCUUGGCGUUAA